This is a messenger RNA of Mycena indigotica, 2646 nucleotides long. RefSeq names its product FAD/NAD(P)-binding domain-containing protein. The transcript is spliced from 20 exons. Bases 1 to 2646 code for a protein of 881 amino acids. Lineage: Eukaryota; Fungi; Basidiomycota; Agaricomycetes; Agaricales; Mycenaceae. Gene Ontology annotation, molecular function: N,N-dimethylaniline monooxygenase activity; nucleic acid binding; flavin adenine dinucleotide binding. The record is from RefSeq and is a predicted model, not a curated record.
AUGGCUCACUUUCCUGCACCAGAACACAUCCUUUCGCUGUCCACUGUCUGCGUCGGCGUUGGGCCCGGUGGAACGACGUCUAUGGUCGCGCGCAUCGUAGUGGUCAAUUUUCAGGGCGAGACUAUAUUGGAUAAGUUUGUCGCACCAACGGUUCCAGUUGUGGACUAUCGGGCAGCCCAAACCGGGAUCACUGCUUGGCAUCUCUCCUCCAAGGAUCCGAUCCCCUUCAACGUCUUGCAAAGCACUUUGGCCAAACUGUUCCGUGGCAAAAUCGUGGUUGGGCAUUCUAUAUGGGAACAUCUCUCGGGUCCUCUCAUAGGCCUUCCCCGCUAUUUUGUCCGUUAUUUACAUGUACUUUCAGUGCUCGGCAUUCCUCAUCCUGCUGUGGCUACGCGGGAUGUCGCUCUGUAUCAGGCCCAUCCGUCUUCUUCUUUCGCAGCCGUUCCGAAACGCGCUCCGUACUCCCAACCAGAUCAUAGGCCGCAAAAGACACCAGGCCUGAUGUGCAGAAAUUUGAGUGUCGGAAUCAUUGGCUCGGGGCCAUCCGCCUUGAUAACUGCCCACACUCUUAUCCAGGACGGAUUCUCAGACGUGCAAAUCCUGUCGCGGGACAGUACCCCAGGCGGGGUGUGGUCCUCAGCUCGAGUCUAUCCCGACUUGCAAAUCAACAAUGUUCACGGCGAAUAUCACUUCACUGGGCUAAACAUGCCUGCAACCGCGUCGGGCCGCGUCACCGGAGAGGACAUGCGUGUUUACAUGCAGAAUUUUGCCAGCCAAAUGCUCGAUGGACACAUUCGGUAUCAAGUCGAAGUACUCAGUAUCAGGCGGGAUGAUGCGGCCUCGCAAUGGUUCGUCACCGUAGAGAGCGUCUCUACCAAGCAGCAAGAGACCUUGCAAUUCUCGCGGAUUGUCCUCUGCACCGGGGGAUGCGACACACCAAAAAUUCCCGAGGCUCUUUCCGAACCCGCUGCGCGGAGCGCGAACUUCAAGGGGAAGGUUAUUCACUCGAAAUACUUCGCCGCCAGACUACCGGAAAUCGAGCAAAAAACGAAGAGCAUCGUUAUUGUUGGAGGGGGAAAGUCUGCUCAAGAUAUGGCCGCCUACUUGGCCAACAGGGGCUGCAAUGUGACUGUGGUUUUCGAAAAAACCGACGCAUUCUUAGCAAGCCCGUCGACGCUUCCACCGUUCAUUCGCAAGAGCAGAUUGCUGUCUAUUAUGGCCGGACACCGAGUGCUCCACACCCGGCUGGAGCGCUUCUUCCACACCACGUGGCUGGGCAGCUGCCUCGUAUGGAUAUUCUGGCUCCUGCUCAAACACGCCUCUCUUUUCGCUGCCGGCAUAACGCCCUUCUCCCGGGGCCCCCUCCGCCCCGAGCACUUCCACCCGCUCUUCUGGAGCACCAGCGUCAACGACGAAGGUGUUCCGUCUGCCACCGGCUUCCACGCGCUUGUCCAACAGGGUAAGAUACGGGUAGUAGUACCCGCGCGGCUGCAAGGGUUUGGAAAGGACGGCGUGUCGGUUGUGACCACGGACUGGCGCAGCAUCCCUGCUGACAUAUUGCUCCUCGCGACGGGGUACCAGUCGUCCUGGGCCAGUCUGUUUGAUGAGCAAACAGCAAGGAGUAUCGGGAUGGCCCCGACGAUGCUGAAAUUUCCCGGCGACGAAGAGAGUGAAGCCGCUCUUUUCCCCCACCGUCUGGUUGGCGCCAAACCGCAAGCACGUCCGGCUGCCGAGAAAUUCGGGCGGGCCACGCAUAUCUAUCAAGGCAUUGUUCCGAGCAAGAAUAUCGCUCGGAGGGACUUUGCGAUCAACGGCGCUGUGUUCACAACGAAUAUUGGCUACACAUGGGAGGUGGUGGCCCAUUGGAUAUCGUCCUACUUCCUCAACGACCCGAGCCUGCGGGUCCCUGCAACGCCCGAGCAAGCCGAAGAGGUCGCGAAAACAGACGAAGCGUGGAUGCAUCUGCGGUACCCAGACUGGUUGCAUGUCAACGAGUCGUAUAGCAGCCUAAUUGCAUUUUGGACAUGGCCACAGUACACCGACCAACUUUUGCAAGACAUGGCACAGAACCACCCGGUAGUCCGCACCACCGGAAGCAACAGCUCUAUAGGCUCAGAGUCAUUUGAAGAGCUCACUGCAUCACCACCAGGCGACUGGGGUCACUGGGCAUCGAAGCUUUGCCUCUGCCUCAUCCUCAACAUCGCUGACGUCACGUACUUCAUCCUCGACUUCCCCAAAACCUGUGUUGCAAUUCCCUUCUCCUCAAGUAACAGCGAAACUCACCUCAAGACCACCGCCAGUACCCCCCCUGGCCCGCGCAGACGAUACGAUGUGUUGUUUUCCUCUUUACACUCCGCCCACCUUUCACAAAACCGCGAAACAUUAUCUCCGCCGAAACGACGGGCCGCGGGCUGGAGGGGCUUGUCGGUAGACCUCAUCAGGGAUCCUGCGGGGGGAGGGAGACACUCCAAGAAGCAAAAUCUGUCGUCAAUAUGGACCGAGUGUGAUCCACAGGGAACAGGCUCGCUUGACCGCGACGCGUUUGCGCGGGGAAUGUGGCGAAUUGACGAGGAGCUCAGGCAUGCAGCGGAGGUGGGCAGUCUGGCGAGGAGAACGAGCUCGAGGCGGGUUGGUGGUAUACGUUGA